Molecule: messenger RNA, 1605 nt
Organism: Colletotrichum truncatum
Lineage: Eukaryota; Fungi; Ascomycota; Sordariomycetes; Glomerellales; Glomerellaceae
Product: transcriptional repressor tup1
Cellular component (GO): nucleus
Molecular function (GO): protein binding
Source: RefSeq, a predicted model, not a curated record
AUGCUGACGCCGUUCCCGAACAGGUACGAGGAAGAAAUUGCCAUGCUCCGCCGUCAGCUCGAAGGAGCACGCGGAAACGCGCCCCCCAGCAUUGGCGGCCCUCCUCCCCAUGCCGGUCCGUCGCAACAGCCUCCUUCUAUUGCUCCCGGCAACGGUCUCUUCAACGGCAUCAUGACCGGUGGUGGCCAGGGCCAACUGGCCCCUCCUCCCCCUCCUCCGCCUCAGGACCAGCAGAUGGGCCCCCAGCACCAGAUGGCUCAAGGCCCUCCGGGACUCCCUGUCCCACCACCUCCUCCCCCCCCACAGUCGCAGCAGCCUCCUUUCCAGCAAUAUCCUCAGGGCCCCGUAUCUAACGGCCUUGCAUCCCAACCUCCCCAGAGCACCGCAUCGCCGGGUCCCGGCAGACGGGGAAUUGGCAGACCGCCUGCCGCUGUUGGACCGGCUACUCCUCAAAUCAACACACCGAUCCCUUUCCCUGGCGCGACCCAGUCGCCCCAGGUCAGCCACCCGACGCCCGACCACGCCCGAAUGGGAGGCCCUCAUGCCCCUCCGGUGGGAAACGCUCUUGGAGACCUUGACCCUGAUCGUCUUCCCCCUCAUUCUAAGAAGUCGGGCCAUGACUGGUUCGUCAUCUUUAACCAGCACGUCCCCCGUAUGCUGGAUGUUGACCUGGUGCACACUCUUGCCCAUGAGAGUGUGGUCUGCUGCGUGCGUUUUAGCCACGACGGCAAGUAUGUGGCCACCGGUUGCAACCGGUCUGCUCAGAUUUACGAUGUUCAGUCUGGAGAGAAGCUUUGCGUCCUCCAGGAUGACAGCGUCGACAUUACCGGCGAUCUCUAUAUCCGAAGCGUUUGUUUCAGUCCUGACGGCAAAUACCUUGCCACUGGUGCUGAAGACAAGCUGAUCAGAGUUUGGGACAUCGCAUCUCGACAAAUCCGAAACACCUUUUCAGGCCACGAGCAAGACAUUUACUCCCUGGACUUUGCUCGUGACGGUCGCACGAUUGCCUCCGGCAGUGGAGACAGGACGGUUCGUCUCUGGGAUAUUGAGCAGGGUACCAACACCCUUACUCUUACUAUCGAGGAUGGCGUUACCACCGUCGCAAUCUCCCCCGAUACUAAGUACGUUGCCGCUGGCUCCCUCGACAAGAGCGUACGUGUUUGGGAUAUCCACCAGGGCUACCUGUUGGAACGCCUCGAGGGCCCUGAUGGCCACAAGGACAGUGUCUACAGCGUUGCUUUCUCUCCCAACGGUAGAGACCUUGUCAGUGGCAGUCUGGAUAAGACUAUUAAGAUGUGGGAGCUCAGCACUCCUCGCGGCUUGCCAAACCCUGGACCUAAGGGCGGCCGUUGCGUCAAGACGUUUGAGGGCCACAGAGAUUUUGUUCUUUCUGUUGCCCUCACUCCUGACGCGGCUUGGGUCAUGUCUGGUUCCAAGGACCGUGGUGUCCAGUUCUGGGACCCUCGCACCGGAGCUACGCAACUCAUGCUCCAGGGACACAAGAAUUCGGUCAUUUCGGUCGCGCCCAGCCCGACUGGAGGCUACUUUGCCACUGGUUCUGGAGACAUGCGGGCCCGUAUCUGGUCUUACCGUAGCGUCCAGUAA